Phalaenopsis equestris is the source of this 1303-nucleotide messenger RNA. Its product is annotated as multiple organellar RNA editing factor 9, chloroplastic. Gene Ontology annotation, biological process: chloroplast RNA modification; cytidine to uridine editing. The coding region runs from base 206 to 940 and encodes 244 amino acids. The record is from RefSeq and is a predicted model, not a curated record. The transcript is spliced from 5 exons. Gene Ontology annotation, cellular component: chloroplast. Lineage: Eukaryota; Viridiplantae; Streptophyta; Magnoliopsida; Asparagales; Orchidaceae.
CGGCACAGUUCAUGUUAUCAAAAUACACCAUUGUCUCUCUCUCUCACUCUCUCCACGAGCGCGCGCGCGCACACACUCUCUUCUCUUUUAGGAGUGCAUCCGGUCAUCUUACUCGUGGUGCAGUCCGGAACUCAAUUAUUUCUAUUCUCACGCUCGCUUACCGGUUACCCUUAUCUUCUCCCCUCCAAGCUCCACCCACGCUACAAUGGCGACCAUGAGCUACCCCUCUCUCCGCCUAAAAAGCCUAACCUCAUCACCUUACUCCUCGUCCUCUCGGAGCCCUAACUUGAUGCCUUCGUCCUCGAUGCUUGUGCGUCCUGCUUUCCUAUUGCCUCAGAAAGCCAGGGCCACGGGUCUUUCGUUUUUCCGCCAUCGAUCUCCUGUUUUUCGGCGAGAGUGGAACUCUGGGGUUAGGGUUAUGGCGGUGGACGGGGACUACUCGUCAAAGAGGAGCAGCAGCAGCGAGCCGAGAGAGACGAUCCUGCUUCCUGGUUGCGACUACAACCACUGGCUCAUCGUGAUGGAAUUUCCUAAGGAUCCCGCGCCCACCAGGGAGCAGAUGAUCGAUACUUAUCUCGAUACUCUCGCUACUGUCCUUGGAAGCAUGGAGGAAGCUAAGAAGAAUAUGUAUGCAUUUAGCACUACUACUUAUACAGGUUUUCAAUGCACAGUUUCAGAGGAAACAUCUGAAAAAUUCAAGGGAUUGCCUGGUGUUCUUUGGGUGUUGCCUGAUUCCUACAUCGAUGUCAAGAACAAAGACUACGGAGGUGAUAAAUACAUAAAUGGGGAAAUAAUUCCUUGCAAGUACCCUACCUAUCAGCCCAAGCAGAGAAGUUCAAAAUACGAAAGCAGGAAGUAUGUUAGGCAAAGAGAUGGCACUCCUCCAGACCGAAGAAGGCCAAGAAGCGGAACUCCUCAACCAGAAUCAGCUUCUUCGUAAAUUUCUAUCUCAUAAUUCUCUGGAAAUGAAUCUCUCGCUUUGACCAUAUUUUAUGAGCAAUUUUGGCAUCCGAAUCAUAUUUAAGUAUGUCAGGGGAUAAAUAUUACAGUUUUAGAGAUGAUGUUGAUAGGAAGGGUCUAUGUAUUGAGUGUUAACAAUCAAUGCUAAGUGCUAGCGUAUGUGUUAUUCUUGUGUCCCUUUGGUUUUAAUGUUGCUUAGACAGAACCGAAGCCCUUGAAAUACGAAUUCAAGUGGUAGACAGUUUUCAAUUUGGUGGAAUUACUGUUUUAUCAUUGGCUGGAAACGUGGGGAUUUCAUGUGUCAAUACUUUGUUUCUAUAAUGCUUGUAGGGCGUGGAAUUUG